This is a messenger RNA of Tupaia belangeri chinensis (Chinese tree shrew), 2347 nucleotides long. RefSeq names its product fatty acyl-CoA reductase 2 (gene FAR2). Gene Ontology annotation, biological process: long-chain fatty-acyl-CoA metabolic process. The record is from RefSeq and is a predicted model, not a curated record. Gene Ontology annotation, molecular function: alcohol-forming very long-chain fatty acyl-CoA reductase (NADP+) activity. Gene Ontology annotation, cellular component: peroxisome. Bases 1 to 1548 code for a protein of 515 amino acids. Lineage: Eukaryota; Metazoa; Chordata; Mammalia; Scandentia; Tupaiidae. The transcript has 11 exons.
AUGUCUAUGAUUGCGGCUUUCUAUGGCGGCAAGUCUAUCCUCAUCACAGGGGCCACCGGCUUCAUGGGCAAAGUGUUGAUGGAGAAGCUGUUACGCACCAGCCCCGACCUGAAAGUCAUUUACAUCCUUGUGAGACCUAAGGCUGGCCAGACACUCCAGCAGAGGGUUUUCCAGAUCCUGAACAGUAAGCUGUUUGAGAAAGUCAAAGAAGUGUGUCCCCAUGUGCAUGAGAAGAUCAGAGCUAUUUCUGCGGAUCUCAACCAGAAUGACCUUGCCAUCAGCAAGGAGGACAUGCAGGAGCUCCUGUCUUGUACAAACAUCGUCUUCCACUGCGCAGCCACCGUGCGGUUCGAUGAGGCUCUGAGACAUGCCGUGCAGCUGAAUGUCACUGCCACCCAGCAGCUCUUGCUGAUGGCCAGUCAGAUGCCAAAGCUAGAAGCCUUCAUCCACAUCUCGACUGCCUUUUCUAAUUGUAACCUGAAGCACAUCGACGAAGUCAUCUAUCCAUGCCCUGUGGAACCAAAAAAGAUCAUUGACUCCUUGGAGUGGUUAGACGACGCCAUCAUUGACGAGAUCACACCCAAGCUGAUUGGGGAUCGACCGAAUACUUACACCUAUACCAAGGCCUUGGGAGAGAUGGUGGUGCAGCAGGAGAGCGAGAACAUCAACAUUGCCAUUAUAAGGCCCUCCAUCGUGGGAGCGACCUGGCAGGAGCCCUUCCCAGGUUGGGUUGAUAACUUAAAUGGACCCAGCGGAAUCAUUAUUGCGGCCGGGAAAGGGUUUCUUCGGGCCAUAAGAGCUACUCCGAUGGCUGUGGCAGAUUUAGUCCCAGUGGAUACAGUCGUCAAUCUCACCUUAGCAGUAGGAUGGUACACCGCAGUUCACAGACCGAAGUCAACAUUAGUCUACCACUGUACUUCUGGCAGCCUCAAUCCUUGUAACUGGGGCAGGAUGGGAUUGCAAGUCUUGGCAAGUUUUGAAAAAAUCCCUUUUGAGAGAGCUUUCAGGAGGCCAAACGCUGACUUCACAACCAACAACUUUACAACCCAUUACUGGAACGCCAUAAGCCACCGAGUCCCUGCUAUUGUCUAUGACUUCUAUCUGCGACUAACGGGAAGGAAGCCCAGGAUGACAAAGCUCAUGAACCGGCUCUUAAGAACCGUCUCCAUGCUGGAGUAUUUCAUCAACCGGAGUUGGGAAUGGAGCACCUACAAUACAGAAAUGCUCAUGUCCGAGCUGACCCCUGAGGACCAGAGGGUAUUCAACUUCGAUGUGCGCCAGUUGAACUGGAUGGAAUACAUUGAAAAUUAUGUUUUGGGAGUUAAGAAAUACUUACUGAAAGAGGACAUGGCUGGGAUCCCAGAAGCAAAGCAACACUUAAAAAGGCUCCGAAAUAUCCACUACCUCUUUAACACUGUCCUCUUCCUUAUCGCCUGGCGCCUCCUCAUCGCAAGAUCUCAGAUAGCACGGAACGUCUGGUUCUUCAUCGUCAGCUUCUGUUAUAAAUUCCUCUCCUACUUUAGGGCAUCCAGCACACUCAAGGUCUAAGAACGCUCAGCAGCCACCGUGUAUCUGGAAACUGAGAUACUUCUGAAACAGCAAACUGUGGUUCUCAAGAAUAGGAAUAUGCCCAAACUGUCUAAUGUCCACUGUGUUGUUAUGUAUCAAUCUUAUUUUUUAACUAUAUACUUUUUAUUUUCGUGAGAGAAGGAAAGUCAUAAACUAGCCUAUAACCACAUAUUUCUGGGAAUACAAAUUCCAGAUUAUUUCCUAAUACUCUUUUAUGCCCUUGCAUAAGGAAGUACUUCUAUCUUUCUAUAUUUAGUUUUCCUUUUCUCCUGGAGGUGGUUAAUUUUGACUCCAACAUGAAAGAACACACUGUAGAAGUUACAAUAAGCUAAAGAGGCAGUACUGAGUUCAGACCCAUUCUGAGAUACCCAAUAGAAAGGCUUAAAAUCAAGACAAGUAGAGGAAGGAGGGUCUCAGCAUCCUCACAUAUGCUCUAAGAGAAGUAUAUCACUCACUGAAAAUGUCUCUCAUUUCUGUGGUGUUCCGUGGAGUCCUGGUUGAGAGGUGGGGGAAUUAGAAACAUGAGCUCACAUUUACCAUUUUUCUUAACUACAUCCACUUCUUAACCUUAAAAAGGAACAAGUGUAAAUAAUUAUAUACAGGAGAGUGUAAAGAAUAUUUGCAUUGUGGACUCUAGCUUAUCAUGCUUUUAAGUGAGAUUAAUAGCUUUUCAUCAUCUGAAUUUGACAACUACUAUAGCGUUGCUUGCCAGAGACAGAGAGACAUAAAGUGAGAAAUCACCCCCCUGAGGGAUUUCUCCUUCUUUCUUCUUUCAGGA